UUUGCGGGAGACGGACGUGAGAAGGCAACGAAACAGUUUGUUCACAUUUUUCAUGGGUAAGUCAAGUGUUUGAUGUGGGUGAUAAACGACAGGAUGAUUUCAUUCAUUCCCCUGUUAGGUUUUAGCGACGCUUAGCGUUGGUUUGUUAUUUUAGUUUGUUAUUUUUGUGCAGACUCCUGGGCUGAGUACACUGCCGUGGUUUGGGAAUUGGGCAGAAUUGCUUAGUUCACUACCAGCGGUAUUUUAGUGUUUAAAGGCGCUCGGCUCUGGGGAGUUGCAUGAAGAUUAGGUUUAGAAAUAUAGGGGUUGGUGGUACUUAGGAAGGGGAAUGCGUGAAUGAAUGUUCAUCCGUUUUUGAUCACUUUAAAAAAAAAAAAAAAAAGAAAAUAUAUAUAAAUAUAUAUUUUUUUUAUUUACCUAUGAAUUUGUGAAUUAGUAACUUUGAAUUAGAAAUAUGGCAUCCAUCGAAAGCUUUAUUAAAUCUCCGUCGGAGGCUUUGUUAAAUGUGCUUUCUAAAGGACAAUUGUGGGAACUUGUGGAACAUUAUGGUAUUGGAGAUGUGGAUAAACGGUUAAAAAAGAAUGAGUUAAAAACAGUUUUGAAAGUAAAGUUGAGUGAGGAAGAAAUUUUGUCCGUUGCGAAUGAAGAGGUUAUUGAGGAGAAAGAAUCGGUGGACCUUUUUUCAGGUUUAUCUUUUGAACAGAAAAAAGAGAUCCUUAAGAUGCAGCAAAUGCAUAGUCGAGAGAUGGCUAAUGUAGUUAAGGAACGCGAACUUGAAUUGAAAAGGUUGAAAAUGGACGAUUUGCUUAAAAAACGCGAAAUAGAAUUAUUGCAGCUCAAACAUUCGCAACAGCUGGAAUCUGAGAAGCUGUCGCGAGAUUUUGAGUUGCAAGUUCAGCGGUUAAAAUUAAUCGGUGAAGGUAAAAUGCCAUUUGAAGGUGUACCAUCACAGGAAAGAGUAUCGCGUUCAUUUGAUGUGGUAGGGAAUUUAAAAUUGCUUCCUAAGUUUAAUGAACGUGAUCCCGAUGUUUUUUUCUCGUUGUUUGAGAGUAUUGCGGAGGAACGUAACUGGCCUAUUGCUGAUCGAGUAGUGAUGCUUCAAAGUGUAAUUACCGGUAGAGCACAAGAGGCCUAUAUGGCGCUUACGGUGGAAGAUCGAAAAGACUAUGACAAGGUUAAGUCUACUAUUCUGAGAGUGUAUGAGUUGGUUCCAGAAGCGUACCGUCAGCGUUUUAGGAGUUGGCGAAGAGGAGAACGUCAGACUCAUGUUGAAGUGGGGAGAGAGCUGACUGCGCAUUUUGAUCGGUGGUGCGCUGCAUCAAAUUGCCCCCUGAGGAGGUGGAGAGCGUGGCAACCGGCUACUUUGUUCAGGAGGAGUUGCUGUUGAGGAAAUGGAGUCAUCAAAGUGAGGAUUUAGGCAGUAAGGCAAUAAUUCAGGUAGUGGUGCCGGAUCAGUAUAAGGAGGUGGUAUUAAGGGCUGCCCAUGGGGAUGUUGCAGGCCAUUUGGGCGUGAAAAAGACUUAUCACCGUAUUUUGUUGCAAUAUUAUUGGCCUCUUCUUAAAAAAGGAUGUAGCAACAUUUAUUAAAACUUGUCACACUUGCCAGAUGGUUGGUAAACCCAAUCAGGUUUUAAAACCCGUGCCGUUGUGUCCGAUAUCGGUAACAAGUCAACCUUUCGAACACAUAAUGAUUGACUGUGUGGGACCGUUGCCUCCGUCUAAAUCGGGUAACUCGUAUUUGCUUACAGUUAUGUGUCAAACAACUCGUUAUCCCGCGGCAUAUCCCUUGCGUAAGAUCACCGCUAAAGCUGUCGUUAAGGCUUUGACGCAUUUCAUUUCUAUUUUUGGAAUACCCAGGAUUGUUCAGAGCGAUCGAGGGACCAAUUUUAUGUCUGGAAUGUUUGCGGAGGUUUUGAGGCAGCUUGGGGUGAAGCAUAACCAGUCAAGUGCACGACAUCCUCAGAGUCAAGGGGCAUUGGAGCGUUUCCACCAGUCUCUGAAGUCGCUAUUGCGCGCAUACUGUGUUGAACUAAAUUGGGAUUGGGAGGAUGGGCUGCCUUGGCUAAUGCUCGCUGCUAGGGAGGUGACACAGGAGAGUUUGGGUUUUAGUCCAAACGAAUUGGUGUUUGGUCACACGGUGCGGGGACCACUUACAGUUUUGCAAGAUGAGUUGAAGGGUGAAGAACCACCUAAAAAAUUGUCCGACUAUGUUAGUGGGUUCCGGAGGCGUUUGUUUCUUGCAGGACAGAAAGCGCAGAAACGUCUUGGGAAGGCGCAAAUUAAAAUGAAAAGAUUGUUUGAUCGCCAUACGGAAUGUCGUGUUUUUAGUCCGGGCGAUCAAGUAUUAGUGUUGCUGCCUUACCCAAGAUCUCCGUUUUGUGCGAAAUUUUCUGGUCCUUAUACCGUAGUACGGAGAGUUUCGGAACAGGAUUACAUCAUUGCUACUCCUGAUCGGAAAAAAUUAAAGCAACUUUGUCAUGCUAAUCUGCUGAAACCAUAUUUCUCUCGUAGCUCUGAGGUAAACAUAAGUCCUGUGUCUGUUGCCCCCAGAGUACUUGAGGACUCUCAUUUGACUG
This is a messenger RNA of Cyprinus carpio (common carp), 2576 nucleotides long. RefSeq lists its product as uncharacterized. Lineage: Eukaryota; Metazoa; Chordata; Actinopteri; Cypriniformes; Cyprinidae. Bases 455 to 1387 code for a protein of 310 amino acids. The record is from RefSeq and is a predicted model, not a curated record. The transcript is spliced from 2 exons.